AUGAGUUAUCAAGAUGAUCCUAGUUGCUACGUGGGUUCUUUCCCUAAGGACUUUAGCUAUGGACCUUUUGAACAGAAUGGUGAAGGUGAUAACACGUCAUUGCCCGAAGAUCACAAACCUCGAAUCUUACUAAUGGGACUCCGAAGGUCUGGUAAAUCAUCCAUACAGAAAGUAGUCUUUCACAAAAUGUCUCCCAAUGAAACACUGUUUUUGGAAUCAACAAACAAAAUUGUGAAAGAUGACAUUAAUAACAGCAGUUUUGUACAGUUUCAAAUCUGGGACUUUCCAGGGCAGAUUGAUUUCUUUGAUGCCACAUUUGAUUCUGACACAAUAUUUGGUGGUUGUGGAGCCCUUGUCUUUGUAAUUGAUGCUCAGGAUGACUAUCAAGAUGCCUUGGACAAACUACAGCUUACGGUCACCAAAGCAUAUAGAGUUAACAGUAAUAUUAAGUUUGAAGUUUUUAUACACAAAGUAGAUGGCCUAAAUGAUGAUUACAAAAUGGAAUCCCAAAGAGACAUCCAUCAUCGAGCUACAGAUGACUUGGCAGAGGCAGGCCUAGAGCAUGUACACCUGUCAUUUCACCUCACCUCAAUUUAUGAUCACUCUAUAUUUGAAGCAUUCAGUAAAGUAGUGCAAAAACUGAUUCCACAAUUACCCACAUUAGAAAAUCUCUUGAACAUUCUUAUAUCGAACUCAGGAAUAGAGAAAGCAUUCCUUUUUGAUGUGGUAUCUAAAAUUUACAUAGCAACAGAUAGCUCCCCUGUGGAUAUGCAAAGUUAUGAAUUAUGCUGUGAUAUGAUUGAUGUAGUCAUAGAUAUAUCUUGUAUAUAUGGUAUGGUGGAUGAAACUGAAGUGAAUACGUUCAACAGCCAAAGUUCGAGUUUAAUAAAGUUAAAUAAUGGGACUGUUUUGUAUCUGCGUGAAGUAAACAAAUUUCUUGCGCUUGUUUGCAUUUUGCGAGAAGAGAAUUUCCAGAAACAAGGUGUAAUAGAUUAUAACUUUCUGUGCUUCCGUGACGCUAUAACUCAAGUAUUUGAGCUGCGAAAUAAAUGUCAAAACGCGAUUGCAGCAAGAGUAACAUCAGGAACUCCAGAGCCUGUAUCAAAUGGUGCAGCAGAAUCUACUGAGAGCACCUCAGACCGUUCACAAACGAAUUUACCAUAG
Molecule: messenger RNA, 1164 nt
Organism: Arctia plantaginis
Lineage: Eukaryota; Metazoa; Arthropoda; Insecta; Lepidoptera; Erebidae
Source: the annotation of a GenBank genome assembly